CUGAAUUUAUGAUUGAAAAAUUAAAAGGAAUUAGGUGCUGACUACUAAGUACUGACUGAGAACAGUUUCUGUCGUAUUACAUAGAAUUUUUACAAAACGAAUUUAUUUUAAUUAGUUAAAAUAAUGUCGCGACCAGGUGAUCGACCAAAUCAAGCUCAAACCUAUAAAUUGGUAGUUGUCGGCGGUGGAGGUGUAGGAAAAAGUGCUAUUACAAUACAAUUUAUACAGAGCUAUUUUGUAACUGACUAUGAUCCUACUAUUGAGGACAGCUACACAAAGCAAUGUGUUAUUGAUGAUAUUCCUGCAAAACUUGAUAUCCUUGACACUGCCGGGCAAGAAGAAUUUAGUGCAAUGCGAGAACAAUAUAUGAGGUCAGGAGAAGGCUUCCUACUUGUUUUCUCAGUGGCUGACCAUGCCAGUUUUGAUGAGCUUUUUAAGUUCCAUAAACAAAUUUUACGUGUAAAAGAUCGGGAUGAAUUUCCUAUGCUGAUGGUUGGAAACAAGGCUGAUUUGGAAAGCCAGAGAGUGGUUACAUUAGAUGAAGCACAAUCUCUAUCCCGCCAACUCAAGAUACCAUACAUUGAGUGCAGUGCCAAGGCUCGUAUGAAUGUUGACCAGGCCUUCCAUGAGCUUGUGAGACUUGUUAGAAGAUUCCAGGAAGCAGAGAGAAUUCACAUUAAGUCAGAGCAUAGAAACAAGAAGAAGAAAUGCACUAUCUUGUAAUAAACUCAAAAUUGGGUGAGGAUUGCAGCUAUGAAAUAGUAAAUAUCAAAAACAUUUAGUCUGCAAAGAUUUAGAUUCACACAUUUGCUGCUUUGCUUAAUUUUUGCUAUUCCUUUUUUAAAAUUUGUUUCUCUUCAAUUUUGACUUUGAAACUUGAUUUAUUAAUAAAAAUCUAGGUUUAUCUUCUAAUUUAUUAAUUUAUGUAAAGAUCCAACUAGUAAGCAAUUAGUUGUAAUUCUGUGAUUUACAAAUCACAUUUUUUGUGUUAUUUCUUUGAUACAAACCUCUUUUUUGUUAAUUGUUGUCAUUAAGUAUAAGUUAUGUACCUCUUCAUUUGCAAGCCUCUGUUAUUAGUUUUAUGUAAGUUAAUUCAUAAAGGUAUUUAAACAUUAGUUUCUGCCGCUGUAUUGAAAAACCAAUGCCAAUUACAUAAUUUGGCUGACACCUAACAAAGUACUCUAAAGUCUACUUAAAAAUAUGUGGUGUAUUUACACUUAAUAUUAUAAUUGAGAUCAGAUUCACUAUGGAAGUUUUGUAAUGAGCAUGCUGGGAAAAACCCUGUCAAAAUUAUUGAAAAAUGUUCAAUCAAGCAAACUAAUUUACAUGCCAGAGAUUUGUGGCACUAGAUCUCUCUUAUGAGCAAGGAAUUGUUGGUCUUAUUUUAUGGAAGGAUAUGUUAUGCUGUUUAAGUCAAACUGCACAAAUAGCUGUAGAAAAUAUCAUUCUGGAUCACAUCUAAGUGGUAAAAUUUAACUUUUAAGCAACAAGUCUCAAAUUCUAUGUGACCUCAAUUUCUUUCUUUAAAAUCAGUUUUGUAUGUAACAUUGAUAUUGUAUCUUAAUGUUUAUAUUAUGGUCAUGGUUUUUAUUAUGUCUCGAAACCAAAAACUAAUUUUUAUACAUUCAUAUAGGUCAGCUCUCAAUAGACA
Messenger RNA from Pieris brassicae (large cabbage white), 1651 nucleotides. RefSeq names its product ras-like protein 2 (gene Ras64B). Gene Ontology annotation, cellular component: plasma membrane. The record is from RefSeq and is a predicted model, not a curated record. Gene Ontology annotation, biological process: signal transduction. Lineage: Eukaryota; Metazoa; Arthropoda; Insecta; Lepidoptera; Pieridae. Gene Ontology annotation, molecular function: GTP binding; GDP binding; GTPase activity. The transcript has 4 exons. The coding region runs from base 124 to 723 and encodes 199 amino acids.